AUGGCGGCAGACCUCCAGCCCGAGUGGAUUUGCGGUCUGCCUUCAUCCUGGAGUUAUGGGCUCACUCGUGACGGACGCGUCUUCUUCGUCAACGAAGAAGCCAAGAGUACAACCUGGCUGCAUCCUCUCAAUGGCGAGGCGGUCGUUACCGGACACAGGAAAACUCCAGAUUUACCCACCGGAUGGGAAGAAGGAUAUACGUUUGAGGGUGCAAGAUGCUUCAUCAACCAUAAUGAGCGAAAGGUGACUUGCAAGCAUCCCGUCUCUGGUUUGCCAUCUCAAGACAACUGCAUCUUUGUCAUCAACGAACACGUGUAUUGUGGAAAAAUGUUUCAUCCAGCAUGUCACAGAUCUGCCGCCAAAGUGCCAGUGAAUGAAAAAAAGGAACAGGUAAGAAGCACCAUGAGCGAGGCCUCCAACAACAUGGAUGGAUCUGACUGUGCUGCAAACCAAUCCAGUGCAGCAGCAAGAGCACCGAGACCCCCUAAAAAACUCCACAAUUUUGGGAAGAGAUCCAAUUCUAUUAGGAGAAAUCCCAGUGCUCCAGUUAUCAAGAGGAACUGGCUUUAUAAACAAGACAGUACAGGGAUGAAGCUGUGGAAAAAGAGGUGGUUUGUGCUGUCAGACUUGUGUCUCUUCUAUUACAGAGAUGAGAAAGAGGAAGGCAUACUUGGCAGCAUCCUUCUACCAAGUUUCCAUGUAUCUAUGUUGUCUGUUGAUGAUCACAUCACCAGAAAGUACACUUUCAAGGCAACACACCCCAACAUGCGGACAUACUACUUUUGCACUGACACAGCCAAAGAGAUGGAUUCCUGGAUGAAAGUGAUGACAGAUGCUGCUCUUGUGCAUUCCGAGCCUGUCAAAAGGAUGGACAAGCUAAAAGUGGAACAGUGUGGACCUGAGGGGGUUAAUCACAUAGCCAAUCACAGGCCACCGUUGACACAGCCUGAAAUUGAGAACAACGAGCGCAACCUUGAAGCUGACCGCCAGCAUUCGUCAGAAGAGGACAGGAAGCAGCGAGAUGCCGAGCGCUACGGCUUCCAUAGUGAAGGUGGAGACCACGAUCGCCCUCUCACCAAGAUCAACAGUAUUAAAAUGCAGCCAGCCCAAACGGCAGCUGUCACGGUCAAACAUCCAAUGCCACGGAGCCCAACAGAGAUUGAUGGCGCACAGCAGAGUCCCCAAGUCAAUGGAUCUGGGGAACCCAAUCCAACUGAUAACAAUGGCGUUCCCCCUCAGCUAAAUUCAAACUAUGAGCCGGAAAAGACUUUGAGUAGAACGAGCUCAAUGCAACAACUGGAGCAGUGGGUUCGCACUCAAAGAGGACGAGCACUGGAUGAUGACACAAGAAGCAUCACAUCAUACCAGACACUCCCUAGAAACAUGCCAAACCAUCGGAUGCUCCAUAUGCCUCAUUAUGGCGACAGUUACCGCAGUAUGCCCAGAAACAGUAUGGCACAGAGGGACAGCAUCUGUAGUAUGUCACCAUCAUUGUACGACCAAGCCCUGGGUCCUUCACCGGCUGACAAGCGCCGCUCCGUACGCUCUGACACAAUGUGGCAGCUAUACGAGUGGCAGCAGCGACAAUCCUACAGCAGACCGCCAGGGAUCUAUGGCCACAUGGCCAGCCCUAAAACAAUGAUCAACCUUUCAGAACAUGCUGCACCAACCUACUCUAUCCCACCCUCACCCUCCCAUGGUUCCCUCUCAAUGUACGGGGGCUACCCUCGGCCACGAUCGUGCAACAUGAGCAGUGCCCGCUCUGAGAUCGCUUCUCCCAUUUACCAAAGAGACAUGAGCAUCGACAGGCGACAAAGGCAACAAAUCCCCAAGUAUGGCUACCCACCUGAUAGGAGGUCAAUGCCCGCAGGAAUUCCGGUCCAGUCUGUCACUGCCCUCUCUCUCCAAGGCAAAAGUCCCGAGGAACUGACUUUGCUUCUGAUAAAGCUGCGUCGGCAGCAGGCAGAGCUAAACAGUAUACGGGAGCACACUCUAUCACAGCUUACGCAACUUAACAUGGAUGGCGACAACCAAAAGAACGAUGCUCUGUCACAUCAUCUCCAAAGGACUCUAAUGUAUUUGGACAAUCAGCUGAAGGAAAAUGAUCCUUUAAUCAUCAUGACUCACACUUUGAUUGAGAACUCGGCCCCAAGGCCUCAACUUUACAAGCAACUAAACCCAGCAGACUCCAGAGAACACACCUACAUGCCCGAAGAGGGGGACAUUGACAACAAGCUUAGCCGAUUGUGUGAGCAGGAUAAAGUGGUGAGGACACAUGAGGACAAACUUCAGCAGCUUUACAGAGAGAAGCACACUCUGGAGACAGCGCUGCUGUCUGCGAGCCAGGAGAUCGAAUUGGGCUCAGACAACCCAGCUGCCAUGCAGAGUGUCAUCCAGCAGAGAGACUUACUGCAGAGCGGCUUGCUCAGCACCUGCAGAGAGAUCACCCGGGUCACAUCUGAGUUAGAGCGCUCAUGGCACGAGUAUGACCAGCUAGAAGAAGCUGUGAUCCAGGCUAAAUGCAACCUGCUGGAGCAGCUCAAUGCACUGGGAAGUCCACAGACUGAGCCGCCCAGCCAGCAACAUGUACACAUUCAGAAAGAGCUGUGGCAGAUCCAAGAUGUGAUGGAAGUCCUCAAUAAGCAUAAAGACCAGAGAAAUGCUGAUUGCUCAAUGGGCUUGUAUGGACCCAACUUCAGCAUGAAAACAGAGGAAGAGGACUCUGUACCCCCAAGACCGCCUUUACCCCAGUCAUAUGAGCCCAACCCCCUCACCAUGUCAUCCCAUGCUGGAGUUCGCUCCGCAUCCCUCCACAGAACGGAGGACAGGAAGACCAAUCAGAAGAAUGGCACACAUGGCGGGCCAGACUACCGACUGUACAAGAGUGAGCCAGAGCUGACGACGGUAGCUGAAGUGGACGAGAGCAACGGCGAGGACAGGACAGAACACACAGCUGACCAUCCUGUAAACAAAGGGAUGUCCUACCCAGUUGGCAUUGUUCCACCUAGAACCAAAUCCCCAGUGCCUGAAUCAUCCUCAAUUGCCUCAUAUGUUACCCUUAGGAAGAGUAAGAAGCCUGACUCCAGAAUGGAGCGUCCCCACAGUGCCAUGGAGCAACAGCUGUGCGUGCUGGAGAGCGGACGGCCCCGGAUGAGCGUUGAGGAGCAGUUGGAGAGAAUUCGCCGCCACCAGCAGGGUGCCCUGAAGGAGAAGAAAAAGGGCAUCCGCAUUAGGGGAAGCAGUGAAGAGAACGCGCUUUCCCGUAACAACUCAUUUACAAAAGAUAACCAUUCACGCACUGUGCAGCCUCAAAUUAGACGGAGGGAAGAGGUGAUGAGCACAGACAUUCUGGAGCUUGAAGCCUCACUCAGACAGCAGGAGGUGGUGGGGGAGCAUGAGACGCCGGCCGAAGAAAUCGCACGUCUCAAAGAAGCCUCAAAUUCCGACCGCUUUAACGUGUUUCGAGAACUGUCUGUGCCUGACAAAGUGCUGAUACCUGAACGCUACGUGGAGUCUGACCCGGAGGAGACACUGAGCCCGGAACAGGAAGCCGACAAGCAGAAGAAAGUGGACCGCAUCAAAGCUCUCAUAGCCAAAAACAGCAUGCAGAAUGCAAUACCUACUGUAGCAUUGAGUCCUGUGGAGACUGAGGAGGAGAUUACCAUUCAAGAGAAAGAGAAGAUGAUUAAUAUCUCCUAUGAGCUGGCAGCAGAAGCAUCCAAACGGAGUAAAAUUGUUGCAGUGAAAAGCCCGUUGCCGUCUUCCUCACCCCUCCCACCAUCUCCUAAUACCCCGCCUCAGCUCACUGACGGCUCUCACUUCAUGUGUGUGUAG
Messenger RNA from Nerophis lumbriciformis (worm pipefish), 3834 nucleotides. The record is from RefSeq and is a predicted model, not a curated record. NCBI's taxonomy places the organism in Eukaryota, Metazoa, Chordata, Actinopteri, Syngnathiformes, Syngnathidae.